Drosophila guanche is the source of this 1463-nucleotide messenger RNA. RefSeq names its product beta-1,3-galactosyltransferase 1-like. Gene Ontology annotation, molecular function: hexosyltransferase activity. NCBI's taxonomy places the organism in Eukaryota, Metazoa, Arthropoda, Insecta, Diptera, Drosophilidae. Gene Ontology annotation, cellular component: membrane. The transcript has 2 exons. The record is from RefSeq and is a predicted model, not a curated record. Bases 40 to 1278 code for a protein of 412 amino acids.
CAAUUCGCUUCAGUUGACUUUAGAUUCUGCAGCUGCACCAUGCUCCCAUCGGGCAAACUAAACUUAAAUUCCGCAUUUAAGUGGAAGCUAAACAAAUGCCACAGAGCAACGCCAAUCUAUUUAUGUCGUGCUUGCUUUUACAUCCUGACAGCGCUCCUGCUGUACACGAUGUAUCACGUUUACCAGCUGAAUAAUUAUCUUGAAUUGCUCAAGCGAAAUACGCCACUUGCGGAUUGGACUUUAAACACUUCCCGCAACCUGAGGGACUACAUCUGGCCUUUGGAGGACACCGCGCUAAUUGUGCCUCGAGACUUUUGUGGACAGAAAACUCUGCUGCUGAUUGUCGUGGAGUCGCGCGUGAUUGACUUCGCUCAGCGGCAGCUCAUUCGAGAGACUUGGGGCAAUACGACAAACUUUAAUUAUCCAGUUUUUGCCAAGCUGCAUGGCCACCGCAAGGGAUCUUAUUUGCCGCCCCUGAAGAGCCGCUUGCGUCUCUACACGGAUUACCUCAGUGGUGAGGGUGAGACGCUGAUGGCCUCGGUGCAAGUUGUAUUUAUGCUUGGCCGCAGCAAAUCUAACCUGCAGCCAGACCAGUCAACGCAACUGCAGCAGGAGGCACAUCGAUACAAUGACAUCAUUCAGGAGGACUUUAUCGACACCUACAACAAUCUGACGCUCAAGUCCGUGCUGGCCCUGAAGCAUGUCAGCAAAAGUUGCUCCAACAGCACCGCCUUUUUCUUCAAGUGUGACGACGACACCUUUGUUAAUGUGCCCAAUCUGCUGCACUUUAUACUCGGCGGCACUGUGCCCCUAUACAAUGACACCAUUAAUUAUACGUCCAGUUGGCAGUCACGCAUGGGCGGCACCACGGAAGUGAUGCGUGGUUACAAGUUCAGCAAAUCCAAACCCAUAAUAGACACAAUUAGCAAGUGGUACAUGCCCCACUACAUGUAUCCCCGCAGCACAUAUCCAGAGUACCUUUCGGGUGGCGGCUAUUUGCUCUCCAUUGAUGUGGUGCAGCGCCUGUACGAUGCUGCCUGGUCCACCAAAAUGGUUUACUUGGAGGACCUCUAUGUCACGGGGCUCUGCGCGAAGCGCGCACAUCUGAAACCCCUUCACAGUUCACUUUUCUACAUUAAAUACUCCAUUAAGUUAUGCGCGUACAAAGCGAUGAUCACGCUGCAUAAUGCCAAGGGACGCAGAUUAAAGAGAGUGUGGAAAUUUCUCACUGACCAUAGCAGUAAACAGUGCGCAGCGCCAGAUAUUAUUGUUAGUUAGAAAUGUGCCUAAAAUUAUGCAUACAUAUGGGACAAAUAAUACGAAAGUUCUAAGAGUUACGAAGAGUUUUAUACAAAUAGAAAUAUGCUUAACUAGUGCAAAUAUUUCACUGCCCCUAGCAUUGCUAGCGCACGGUGGCAGCUCCUAGAAUAAGGUUGGAAAUUCAUAGGAUAUCAUAUAUAAAU